Striga asiatica is the source of this 414-nucleotide messenger RNA. Lineage: Eukaryota; Viridiplantae; Streptophyta; Magnoliopsida; Lamiales; Orobanchaceae. The record is from the annotation of a GenBank genome assembly.
AUGGGUCGGUGCCUCGCUUCCGAUUUCUUCCGUAGUUUGUCGGUGACGAUGAUCUUGAGGAUAUCGUCCCUUAGAAUAUUUAAGUUACUAAAUAUUUCUGGGAAGAGACAUGAACAGGUGAACCACAUGAUUGACAAAGAUGGUUCUGACAUGGACAUUGAAAGUAGUGAUAGUGUUGAGGAUGAUGGGGACUACGGUGGUGGUUCGAUCUUCCCAAUUUUGCAGUUAUGCAAGUGCCCUUGUGUAGGAAGCAUGAACCGCAUACGCCAAAAUCCUCAUAUUUGUGCCUCUUGGACAGAUGCGAGUCAUGUUCAGGUGUGGGGCUUGAUCUCGCAAUUGAAGCCUUUGGUAGAAAGAGAUUCUGCGGCUCUCCAUUGGGAAUUGCUUGUGACAGAUCGAAGAAAGCAUAAAUGA